This is a messenger RNA of Nomia melanderi (Alkali bee), 8587 nucleotides long. It is a transcript of the gene sns, whose product is annotated as sticks and stones. Gene Ontology annotation, cellular component: cell-cell junction; plasma membrane. The record is from RefSeq and is a predicted model, not a curated record. Gene Ontology annotation, biological process: cell-cell adhesion. NCBI's taxonomy places the organism in Eukaryota, Metazoa, Arthropoda, Insecta, Hymenoptera, Halictidae. Gene Ontology annotation, molecular function: cell adhesion molecule binding.
CGCGUAGGUGUGCGGCGGUACGUGCGAGUUUUAUUUCUUCGUCCCGCGGUACGAGUGACGACGGGGUUACGUGUUCGUGACAGUCCCCUUUAAAAUAAAAAAUAAAAGGGUAAUUAACGCGCCUGGCGGAGAACCGAGCCUCGCUUGCCCGGAUAGAAUCACCUUUAUCCCGGGGACCGACAGUCUCCCGUAAGUUCGGUUACCUCGGACAGCAGUGAAACGUGCAUGGAAACCGGCGAGGAAAAACGGAUGAUCGUUGACAACGACGGCUGUCCAGGAGCCUACGAGCACGGACGUGAAAGAAAAUAUCGCAACGAUACGCGCGACGUCCCAGUGAACCGACUACCAGGCUCCGAUGAAUGAAUGAAUACCUUGUGCGCCGCGACCAUCGUGCUCCUCUUGACAGUUCACCUGUUACAACCCGGACUCGCGGCCACCGUAAACCUAACCCUAUUCGCGACUGUUCGAUUCCCCCCCAUCCAGUGUGUUUGAUCGUGAACUUGUGUUGACGGCGUGCGACGUCGUGUUUAUUGGAUACCGAUACCAUCCACCGUACACAUACGUGGCGAGCCCGCGUGUUACUCCGGCCGUGAAAAGUGUGGAAAACGGCGGCACAGUGCGAAGGACUGGAGACUCGUCCAGCUCGGCAGAGUGCGUGAAACGGACCGACGGGGAAUACCUGUCGUCUCUUGUGACAUUCGCGGAACGCGCGCGCGGGGAGGGGGGGCACGGACCGUCCACGAAAUAUCCAACGACUGUAGUCGGCUCGAUCUUCGAUUCGAUCGAUCAACUCGAUCCGCGGGACACGGACGUGUCGGGCCGGUGCGAGUCCCCAUCGAUUACGAGACGGUCCCAUCGAUCGCGGUAUCGGCGUUCAUCGCGUCGUGAUUUCGCGCCAAGGAUUACUCGGUCCCCAGCCGAUCUCUGUUUCGAGGAUAACUAGGGAGAGAGACGUUUCGUACCCCGAGGGGAAGGAUACAUACUCACGGACGCGAGUCCCUCACGGCGAAACUUGUUACGCUUUUGUGAUGUAUGCUCGAGAGUUCGGCGAGGGCUUUCCGAGUGAAAUCGUCGACUGAAAUACCGGGGGAGAAGCGGUGGUAUGUACUUUGCGGCGGCUGCUUCUUGAACGCGACGGAAAGGUUAAGGGACCGAUCGAUUUACCGUGGAAAUUUUCGAACAGGUUCUCGACACCCAGCGAUCUCGGUCGCCGUGCCUAUACGAACGAGCCAGUGACAGUAGAGCGUGAAGUGACCAGGUGUUUUUGGUUUUUCUAUUUUUUCCUCGUUUCGUUGACCGUUUCCCGCCCACGGAAAUACGUUCGCGAUUGUAUGAGAGUGGACCCCUGUGUUCACGCGCGUUCCCAUCGUGUCCGGUGUACUCAUCUAUGCUUGUGUAGCGGACUAUCGAGCCGACCAUGGAGGACCACGGAAUCAAACCGUUGACGAUGAGGCUGAUCCUGUUUUUCGUCGUGCUGUCAGCGACGACCCUCGUGAAAGGUGAAGGGAGCCAGUAUUUCCGAGUCAGACCACAGAACAGUUCUGUCCUCGAAGGUGGAGAGGUUACGAUAUCUUGCGAGGUCGAGAACAGAUACGGCAUUGUGCAGUGGGUCAAAGAUGGCUUUGCAUACGUCAUACAACAGAGUGGAGAAAUCAUCGGUCACCCUAGACUGAGAUUAAUAGGCGAUCAAAACGCUGGUAUCUACAAUCUGAAGAUCGCAGACGCUUCUUUGACCGAUGACGGCGAAUACCAGUGCCAAGUUGGCCCGUAUUCGCGCAUUAAAGCGAUCCGUGCCAAUGCCCAUCUCAGCGUCAUAUCGCCGCCGCAAAAAGUGGAAAUCAGCAAUCACCCGAACAAAAAGAAGAUCGAGGUGAAAGUGAACGAGUCGCAGCAAUUGGAAUGUGUAGUCAGAUCAGCGAAGCCAGCUGCGACGAUCGUCUGGUACCGCGGCAACACGCAGAUCAAAGGGGGCGACACGUCGAUCGCUCCAAUUUCCAUCGAGGGUGAUAAAGAGAUGCAGAAGCCUGGCGAGAACAAAAAGGAAUUACUCAAAUACGAUACUCACGGUUCCAUUACCAUUGUUCCCACGGCGGACGACAACGACAUGGAUUAUACCUGCGAGGCUAAGCAUCCCGCCAUACCCAUCGACAUGCCUCUAAGGGCCACCAUCAAACUCUCCGUUUUCUACCCGCCCGGCAUGCCGUACAUCGAGGGAUACACGGAAGGCGAGACGGUGAAGCGUGGACAACAGCUGGAGCUAACCUGCCGAUCGCGCGGCGGCAAUCCGCCCGCGCAGAUCUUCUGGUACAGGAAUAACGAGCACGUCACCACGGAGUACGCGACCAAAGGCAGUUUCUCCGAGAGCGUAUUGUCGAUCAUCGCGAAAGCGCAGGAUAACAACGCCAAAUACAGAUGCGAGGUCUCCAACAUCAUGAGCGUGGAACCCAUGAAAGUACACGUCGAUCUCACCGUGCUCUUCGCGCCGUCCGGAGUGACGAUCACAGGGCCAACAGAGGCGAAAGCCGACGAGCAAGUGGUGAUCACCUGCACGACAGAGAACUCGAACCCGCCGGCGGACAUAAAAUGGACGGUGGACGGGCACAAUUUCGAAAGCAACGCCUCGAGGACCGAUCCGGCGCCGCAAGGCGGCUGGAUCACAACGUCGAACGUCACGUUCACCAUAAACCGGACCAGCCGCAGCAUCGUCGUGAUCUGCGACGCCUCGAACGUCAAGCUGACCGAGAACGUCGUUAGGACGCACACCAUUAACGUGAUUUAUCCUCCGUCGAAGCUCAGUAUCACUGGCUACGAAGAGGGGACGACAAUUGACGCUGGCACAGUGCUGAGAUUGAUGUGCACCGCCACCUCCGGCAAUCCGUUGGCUACUUUGACUUGGUACAAGAAUGAUAAACAGAUUCAGGGAUCUACAAAAACACGCGAUCACGCAGUAUCCAGCGACGUCACGAUGCUCGUGAACGCAUCCGAUAAUAACGCGCGCAUACGAUGCGAGGGGUCAAAUUCUGCCACGGAGAUCCCGCUGAUGAAAGUCAUUGCCUUGAAAGUCAAUUUUCCACCAGACAAAGUCAAGAUCACUCGCGAGCCCCAAAGUUUACACGCUGGCGAAGAGGGCCGUAUCAUUUGUGAAUCGAGCAGCAGUAAUCCAGCGGCGGAAAUGUCAUGGUGGAAGUCCGGCAUUUUCGUGCAGGGUACCAAAAAUGGCACUAAACCCGGCUUACACGGUGGAUUUCUGUCGUUCGUCGAGCUCUCGUUGGACAUCACCGAAGAAAUGAACGGGGAAGUGUACACGUGUCAGGCGAGGAACAAUCAAAUGGAAAGAUCCAUUCACGACACUACGACCCUCGAUGUCUUGUAUAAGCCGACAUUCUCGUCGGUGGAACCUCACGAAUUGAUCGGUCUGGAAGGCGAACCUUUCAUGGUCUCCGUCUCCGCGACGGGGAACCCGAACGACAUAAAGUACAGAUGGACCAGGGACGGUUUGCCGUUGGUCAGCAGUAACAGGAGAAUAUCCGUUCGCGGGUCUAUGCUGAAUAUUACUAAACUGGAUCGUCACGAUGCUGGGACGUACAUUUGCGAAGCGACCAACGAGGAAGGGACGACGUUCUACCAGUUGAACUUAACCGUUCAGUACUCCGCGAAAAUUAAGCACACAUCCGCGUCAGGGAUAGUGUAUCCUCCAGGAAUCGAAGCGAAAUUAUUCUGCGAAGUGGACGGUAACCCCAUAGGAGACGAAUACGUCACAUGGCAGAAAGUCGGAUCGAACUCUGAGCUCUCCGGCCGAUAUUCCACCUCUUUUAUCAAUAAAACUUCUUAUCUACACAUCGAAAAUCCUGAUCAAGAGGACGUCGGAGAAUACCAGUGCAAAGUCAAUAAUGGGAUCGGAAACGUUACAUCCGACCCCAUUCUUUUUGUUACAAAUUUCAAACCACAGAUGAUGAACACACCCUUGACAAGAAGGGCAGCAGCGAACAAAGGCAUAAACGUGCAACUGUUCUGCAAAGCUCGAGGCUCUUCGCUGCCCCGAUUCUCUUGGACGUUCAAUGGAAAAACCUUGCUGCCGAAUGUCACUGAACACAAAUACAGUAUCACACACACGGAUUUAAGCGAAUUAGUAUCGGAGUCGACGCUGACCAUUUUCCGGGUGACGUCCCACGAUUACGGCAAAUAUGAGUGCCGCGCGAUGAACAAGAUGGGACAGUCGACGGACAUCAUACACCUGGACGUGACAUCGCCUCCGGAUAAACCGACCGAUCUCGAGGCUUAUAACAUCACUCACGACUCUGUCACUCUAAUGUGGAAAAGAGGAUUCGACGGGGGCUUACCGACAUCCUACCAAAUACGGUGGCGCGAGGCGCGCGACUACGAGGAUCGAUACUACUAUCUAGACGUUUCUCCCGGGGAAUAUAAAACCACGAUAACCGGUCUGUCCCUGGGGACCUACUAUGUGUUCAGCGUGAAAGCCAUUAACGAGAAAGGAGACAGCGGUUUUCUGCCCGACCUAGUCAAGGUCCAGACGCUACGGCCGAAUAACGCGGAGAACCUGCCGGACGUUCUCUUGGAAAAAGGGGAUUUUGCAAUGAAUUAUAUCUAUACGUUUGCAGCAACCUCGCUCAUCUUUUUUGUCAUAAAUGUACUGAUCAUCGUGUUGUGGUACAUUAUGAGAAAACGAAAUAAAGAUCGCAUCAACAAGUCGCAGACGACUGAUAUGUACGCACCGUCGACCGUCAACGGGGACACCAUGACCGGUGAAAUAAGUUCGGUUUCGGACGAGAAGAGCGACGUUAACUUCGACACUAACGAUUACGUGGACGAGGGACGGAAGACAGCAGCCAGCACUUAUUUAAUCGAUCAAACCAUGCAAGACUUCAGUAAAGCGAACUUAGAAAUGCAAGUGCAUCAUCAAGGAACACUUGGUCGACGUGGCAACCACAUUCAACCGCCCAUGAUGGAUUCGCCGCCGCAGCGAACGACAGCCAGUGGCACGCUAUCUGUAUCAAAGUCAAGCUACAUCGGUAACCCCAGCCCAGCGCCGCCGAACGACGUGAACUUCUACAGCGUGGAGAUCGACAACGGCCGUUACAUGGGAUACGAGACAAACCACAGCCCGAUCCCGGUAGUCGGCGAGCCAGGCUCGGGCACUUAUUACCCGUCGAUGAGCCCAACGGGACACCUGGUUUCGGGCCACUUGAGCAGCGGCACGGGCACGCUGACGCGGAGCAGAACUCUGCCGCGCCCCGUGCCGCCACCCGAUGUAACAGUGAUGACCGCUGGAUCGAAAUCGCCGAUCCCGCCGUCGGUGCCACCUCCACCGACGACCUUCGCCCGGUCUAUGCCCGGGAACGCGCACAUCCACGGCCACUCCCUGUCGACCUUCACCCCAACACCUGCCUACUCCGACAUCGACGGCCAUCUUGUCUGAGGAUCACCGAUCUUCGGCCCCAGCUCGGUACGCGGCAAGUACCGCGCCGUGCCGAGGGACGAGACCACGAUCACCGUUACAGAAAGAACCACUCGGCUUUAAAAUCCAUUCUGACACUCGCGGAGUGAACACUAAACCCCGACGACGGAUCCAUCGAUCACCGUUGAACGGCGUCACCGAGCAGCAUCCUCGGAGCGAGGUCAAAGCUGUUGACAGCCGCGAUCGCGGUGGUCUCAUUCUCCACUGUCCGUUUCUUUUUCAUUUUUUUUUCUUUUUUUGUUCACUCUAUUCGAUCUUCAUUCGUGUGGGUGCACCGACGACCAUUGAUUAUCCUCUUCGAACACGAAAGAAAGUAAAGAAGUAUGUAAAUACGAGAAAUAUCGACCGGCGCCGGCGUGGCGCCGAUCCAUUAACGUAAUUUUAAAGUAAGCACGCGAACACCGCGUCCCCCGCGCUCGUUCUCUUCAUUUCACGCGGGCAAAAGUGCGUUUCUUUGCCCUCGCGCUUCGACUUCGUAGUUUUAUGUUCACGCAUAUCACCGCCGCGCGGUUCGGCAAACACGGACGAUCCCGUGGCGACGAUCGGUACUCGGCGAGAACACCGGAUCGUUCGCCGAUCGACGAAAUUCGCGAGCCCCGCCACGCGAAAGCCAUGCGUUCUCCCGUUUUACGUUCGCGCUCUCGCGAGAGACCGGUUCCCUCAGUUUUUCCUUUCUUCGGGAUUUGUGCAUCCGACUUCGUUCGCAGUGAAACAGAGAAGAAAAACGUUCGGCCGUGUGUGCUUUUCCACGUGAACGUGACGGGACGGAUCGUCGUACUCGCGCCGACGGAAACGGGCGUCCGAUGACCGGCGUCCGGCGUCCGCGAGCACAAAGGUAUAGUAUGGAUUUUACGAUCACGUUAUGCCUUACUAUCCUCGUCUUGGAAUAAGUUAAUCGUAGUUCGUACCGUCGACUGACAAACCCGUGCAAUCUAACGGUGAAGCAACUGGCGGAGAUACAAUGAGGAGGACGAACAUCUCAAUGAUCCAUAGUUACACACACAUUUCCUAGAUUCGAACGAUCGAUACAUGGCUGUAUUGUGUUCGUUUGUCGUUUGCGUUUUCUACUGACUCGAUACUCAACGGUCUACACGGGAGACGUCCACGGAUGUCUCGGGAAUAUUUCAAUACUGUGCAGAGCCGGGUCGCCUGGCCAGCGAAAGGAACGAAGGUUUCAUUGCUCGCUGUAACCUUCUUCGUGUCUGCUCACCUUUUUUCACGCAAUUGCGAAGACAGAGCACAAGUAUAUUCGUUUCUACCUAAAACGGUAUCGUCAGAUGAAUCUAUACCGCUAAUUUGAACGUGUGCCAACAGGAAUACGGAGGCGAGACCUCGGGAAUUUCAUUGAGUUGUUCCUUUCGCCCACUGGUUGGCUGUGCACAGUACCAAUCACUUGAAAGUAAAUCCCAAUUCGACGAACACGAGCCACGAACCGAUCAUCAGCGACUGGAAACACGUUCGAAGGGUGUUGUCGAUGACUCGAACGGUCAGAGUCGAUGGUGUCCCGGUGUCGUCGCGUUUUUUUCUCGUUUCGUAAGUACGUACGACCGUCCAUGAUUUCGUUACGCGAUUUGUUGCGGGAAAAGAGAGUGCGAGAGGUCUAUGGGAACCGAAAGAAGAUCGGGCCGACUUUCUUGGUUGAAAUUUCGAUGGAAGCGAGACAAUCGUUUUACGCAGGGAAACAGUUGACGACGUUCGUAAGAGUAACCGUUAGUGAAAUUGACAACUGAUUUCCUUCUUGCCCCUUCCUCUUGCUAAUUGAAAACGCGACGCGCUCUCCGUCUCGAUCGGAACGGAUCUAGCUGGUUCUGGGAAAGGGAAAAACGCCAAGGAGUGUGAAACGAGCGGAAGCUAGCACGCAUCGGCGAAUUGAACUCGGAUGUGCUCGGUAGGUGUCGAACGCUAGGCGACGCUUUUAGGUAAAUGCAAAAUUUCGAAGUUCGCGGGGUCGAAGUUUAACCUGGCGGGUUGCGUUGACCUACUUACUCGGUUGGAAUGUCCGCGAAACGGUGACUCGAUCCCCGCGUCUUUUUUUCUUUGUGAACGUUUGAGAUCGCGGAAAUUCGAGCGACCGCAUCUUUUCGAAGUAUAGAUUCGACUCGAGGUUUGUUAAUGUUGUUUCUCUUUGCUUUAUCCGUUUACACUGAUCCAUACUCGGGAAAAGUAAAUAGAAGAUACUCGGGAAAUUAUUGUCUAACGUUUCUCUUGUAAAUAACUCGAAAGAAACGAAAGGAAGCAAGAGUUCCGUUCUGUUCGCGACUAUAUACAAUUUCUUGAAUUUCGGAACCAGUCGUGGCUAUGAUUGAUCUUCUAUCCAUCGCAGUGGAAUAUGGGACGAUAAUUAUACUCAUGAUUUCAGAGCAUUCGUCUUUCGUUAUUUCAACACUUUUGUACUUUUUAUAAUCAUUUGUGACAAGAAAAACGUUCGACUAUAACGACCUGCGAGUUUCUGCGCGAGUACAGUGAUUCUUUCGUUCUCGUUGAUUUUUAUCAAUAUCCUAGAGUCGUUACUUUCCUUCGCAAGGUAAAAGUAGAGAAUGCAAUUUCUCACUGCCGAGUCCUGAAGUCAAUACUAUGGAUAGUUGAAUUGAUCGGACGACAGAAAUGAAGGGAUCAGGAAAUGCGUUCGCGUAUUCUUGAUCCACGGUUACGGCAGGCCACGCGCGGAAAUAAAAUGGCGCGCGUCACCCUUGACAUCGUUAUGUACAGUUCUUCUUCGCACGUUUGAUAUUAUUAACGUUUCGUUCGGCAACGGUGCGACCGUUGAUGUUACAUUCAUUAAUUGCCGAAGUAAAUAUAUGUUACGAUAUACAAUAUAGCACAGAAGAUGAACGACGAAAAGCAUUACUCUAGAAAUUAGGAAAAUAUCUAUAGGGUGAACUGUUUUCACGUGAUCGAAGGGCGUGCUGGUUUUGUUCACGUUUUCGGUCGGGUCUGGUUCACGAAUGAGUUCGGUUUAGUUGGAUUUGACGGGACCCUCCUAGGAUAGACAUUGUUUUUUGAUAUACUUUAUUCUUACGAUACGCGGUAUACAUUGAAACGAUACUUUUUAUAAUUACACUUUACUGAGAAAGCUGCCAAAUAUUUGCAAAUAUUGUCAAUUAACGAUGA